Sebastes umbrosus (honeycomb rockfish) is the source of this 3380-nucleotide messenger RNA. Its product is annotated as somatostatin receptor type 2-like. Gene Ontology annotation, cellular component: neuron projection; membrane. NCBI's taxonomy places the organism in Eukaryota, Metazoa, Chordata, Actinopteri, Perciformes, Sebastidae. Gene Ontology annotation, biological process: cellular response to estradiol stimulus; cellular response to glucocorticoid stimulus; neuropeptide signaling pathway. The transcript has 4 exons. Gene Ontology annotation, molecular function: somatostatin receptor activity; neuropeptide binding. Bases 714 to 1850 code for a protein of 378 amino acids. The record is from RefSeq and is a predicted model, not a curated record.
CUCUCUCUCUCUCUGUAUCUCCUGCCUGCCGCUCCGUAUCGGUACGAUUCGGUGCCAAGACUUUCUGGUUGGACGCAGCGUACUGGCUGUGAGCGCACUGCGUUUUUUUAAUUUUUAGACGUGGUCUGUCAAAGUUUCGGUUUACAAACGCGGAAUAUAUCUUGAAGGUAAAAAAUAAUGACCUGAGAGCCGUAGUAUAACCGGCAGCUGUGGUGAAGGUGAAGGAGAGUGGGCUGUGGAGCGCCAGCGCUGUGCGUAAUUGUCUGGUAGCAGGUGGAUGGAGAGGCUGCUGUGAGGGAUCAUGAAGCUCUCCAGCAGGUUCAGCGCCGUUUCAGAGCGGCUGGACUCCGUAUAUUCUCUGCUGAAGGACACUUUGCCACGAUGGACUUGAUAUGAAGAGGACAUUUUCAAAUUUUCAAUUUAAAAAUCUAUCUUGCUCUUUUUCUGUUUCUCUACAGCUGGGAUGUGAUACCUGCAGUUCCUCAUUGAUGAAAAUCCCUAGUCAUCCUGGAGCCCCAAAUCCCUAGACCCCAAAAAUUCCCAGUACCCCAGGAAGUUGAAGUCCCUUUACCCUUAUUUCAACAGUCCUGCAUGGUAAAAUUAAUGCUUUUAAGCCUUCUCCAAACUGCUUUAUGAUUACAUCUUUACCCCUUACCCCUUGCCAUCAUUAGACACUUGGAACCCUUUGAUACCCUAAACCCCUCUCAGCCACCAUGGCCUUGGAUCAGUGGCCCUUUCUACCGACUCCCCCCAACAUCUCCAUGCCCGAGCCUCUCCUGUACGACAGCUACAUCCAGGGCAAUGAGUCCGACCUGGACCUGAACAUCUCCAAGGCCAGGGAGCCCCACCAGGACAAGACCAGCUCCGUGGUCAUCACCUUGAUCUACUUCAUGGUGUGCGCCGUGGGGCUGUGCGGCAACGCCUUGGUCAUAUACGUCAUCCUGCGCUACGCCAAAAUGAAGACGGUGACUAACAUCUACAUCCUGAACCUGGCUGUGGCGGACGUUCUGUGCAUGAUGAGCCUGCCGUUCAUCGCCCUGCAGCUGACUCUGGUGCACUGGCCCUUCGGAGAGGUGCUGUGCAGGGUGAUCAUGACUGUCGACUCUCUCAAUCAGUUCACCAGCAUCUUCUGUCUGAUGGUGAUGAGCAUCGAUCGCUACUUGGCUGUGGUCCACCCUAUUAAGUCCACGAAAUGGCGGAAGCCUCGCGUGGCCAAGUUCAUUAACCUGACAGUGUGGGGUGUGUCCCUGUUAGUCAUCCUACCUACUAUGAUCUUCAGUGGCCUUGACAAGGUGCCAGUAUGUGGGAUCGUGUGGCCAGAGCCCCAGGAUGUCUACUACACGGCCUUCAUAAUCUACACAUUCUUCAUAGGAUUCUUCCUGCCGCUGGCAGUCAUAUGUCUUUGCUACCUGCUCAUUAUAGUCAAGGUGAAGUCGUCUGGCAUGCGGGUGGGUUCCACCAAGCGCAAGCGUUCUGAGCGCAAGGUGACACGGAUGGUGUCCAUCGUGGUUGCUGUGUUCGUCCUCUGCUGGCUGCCUUUCUACAUCUUCAACGUCACCUCCGUCACCAGCUCCAUCAACCCCACCUCCGCCGUGAAGAGCACCUUCGACUUCGUGGUGGUGCUCGGCUACGCCAACAGUUGCGCCAACCCCAUCCUGUACGCCUUCCUGUCGGACAACUUCAAGAAGAGCUUUCAGAACGUCCUGUGCCUGAAGAAGGUGGCGGGCCUGGACGACAUAGAGCGCAGCGACAGCAGGGCAGACAGGAGCAGGAUGGUUCACGACGCCGUGACCAACUUGGAGACUCACAAUGCUGCCUUGCUCAAUGGCGAGCUGCAGACCAGCAUCUGAGGAGUGGCAGUCGCAUCCAGGGAGGCCAGAGAAAUUGAGCAGUGGUGCUUCCAGACUGAUGAGCUGCCAGUACACUGCUAGUGACCCCUUGUUCAAAGAUGCAGGAGGCUGAUGUAAUAGUUGCAGCUCGUGGACAUCAACACAUGAGCAAAGUCUAAGUGAAAAAUAAACAAUUUCGUAAGGGGUUUUCAGGGGUCAGGGAAAGUACAUGCUCAAAACUCUUGAUAUUUGGGUUAAUGAAACAAAUUGAGCUGGUUCGCCCUGAGGCGGAGCGAAAACGCAUCUUGACUGAAGUGAUUUUCAGCGCUGCGUUUAAGUGAUGUUGAAAUCAAACACAAAUAAGAGUGCUGAUCAUGCUUGCCAGCUCGAGGUUUCGAUCGAGUUGUCAGAAGUCAUGCAGACGGAACCAAAAUCGAAACAAGACGCAGGAUCGAAGAAGAGACUGCUGUGGACCCACUGGAGAAUCACUGAGACUAGUUCACCCAUGGUAGAGAGAGAGAUCCGAGGGGAUGUCCUUGAUGGAGUGUUCUGACAGAGAGAGCUAUGAAGGGUCGGCAUUGAUUUCUCCGAAUGUGGAAAUACUGCUGAAGAAGUCAGCCGAACAUUGCAGCGGAAAACAGCCAGCGCUGUAAUUCAAUAGAGACUUUGAAAGAUACAAAAUCAGAAGCCAAAAGGUGAAAAGCUUCAUGUUUUAUUCAUACCAGCUGAUUAGCCUGGUCUUACAUGAUCAACCAGGCAACAAAAUGGCAAAGCCCUCUCAACAUGAUGAACAAAGGAUGCUCUUUUUCUCUCUCUUGCUGGCAUCUCCGCAGGAGGAGCUGCAUUGAUCCGUAAACUCUCGAAUUGAACAUCCUGGAUUAUUGAUUAAGUGGAAGGAUGGGAAAACAUCUCGCCGGCCGCUCUGACCUUGCUCCCUUUAAAACAGUUUGUAUAUAGCCUACAAAAUGGUUUUCUGUCAACCUCCGGGGGAAAGGUCCUAAUCAAAAUGAAUUUCAAAGGCAUGUAAAAUAAUCCUGUAUUCUUGUAAAGCAUCAAGGACAGUUCUGAAACAAUGUUUGUGAAACCCAUCUUAUGUACUUUAUACUAUCACUGUAUCCUGGUCUUAACAAUAGUUGCUCCCUGUGCCAGCGGUGCCAUUGUAAGGAGCCCAUUUGUACUUGUAAAGUGCUGUGUUGUGACAAUGUAAGAUUUCUUCUCGAGUUCAUGUUGAAAUGUGGUCACUGCCCUCGGCUUCACAUUUGAAUCUGACAGCUUGCAAAAAGGUCUAAAUUUCACAGAAGGCAGAAAAUUAAGUUAUAUAGUCAAAGAGGGAGAGAGAGGUAGGGGGAUAAGGAGAUACAGAGGAUAGAAAGAACUAAAGGUUGUAUUCUAUCUACUGAGAACGCAAUGAAGACAAAGUUUGAGAGAUUGUAGUGGGCUGAAUGGAUACAGCUGACAGGAAGAAACCAAGGUGUGUGUGUGUGUGAGUGAUAAAGAGAGAAAAGAAACAGAACUUGAAACACCUGUAUAAUAAAUUGUUGUUACAAGCCU